AUGGAGCAACCCCCACCGGCCCGCACGCCCCUGGUGAAAGUGAGGGUAUGCAACCUGCAGUGCACCCGUGGAGCGAAGGCAGACCUGCUGUUUGCAUCGGUUGACAACGUGCGCAGGUGUGAAAAGUCGGGGUCACGCACUCACAACGAGACGGAAUUUUACAAUCUCACAGCUGCAGUAACAGGAUAUCCUCAGAGGAAAGAGAGAAACGACAAUCCUAUCACAACCCUUCUUCCACCGGAACGUGAAAACCCGCGAGGCGAUCAUUUCCCGCGCCGCAGCUCCCUCUGGCGGCUUCCGGCGUGGGCGGAGGCGCGGCUUCCGUGCGAGGGUGGAAGAGGGGCGUGUCCUGAUAACCGCCCGCCUCAAUGGCGCAUCGGCGCGGCCCCCGCGCCACAAAGGCGCGGCUUGGCCCGCGAAGGACGGACACGCCCCCCAACAGCCAACCCGGGCCCCGCCUGCUCCGCCCACCUCAUUCGCACCGUCACGCCUACCGCCCCGCGGCCCGGCCCGGCCCCUUGUGUUCCGUUCUUUUCCCUUUUACCCCGUUUGUCCCAUUUUGUAGCUUUCUAUCUUGGAUCAUUGUCCCGUUUUUCCUCCUCUCUCAUUUGGAAUAUUAAUGAGCCGAAAAUUCACGACGCGAUAUCUCUGAAAUGUGAAUCUGAAUGCCGUCAGCCACUGCAUACAUGGUUUGGAAGAGAAGUAUUUUCUUCAUUUGUCGCUGAUAGUCAGGAACUCAUGAAAAAUCCAGUAGAAAUGAAACCGUGUCUAUUAUGACUGGAAAAUGCAAAUAGUUGUUAUGUCGUCUACUUUCAUACUGCGUACACCCAGUGAAUACUCGAACUCAGUGGUUACUGGUUGAGAGAAAGAUGACUUCAUGCGAAAUCAAGGCUCGCAGGAAGAGGCCGCCUGCCAUCAAAUUUUGCGUCAUCAAGUCUUGCGUUUUGGGCAACAAUUUUUUAAAAAAGCAUUCUUGGUAUGUAAAUAACUGUUGUCUUGUGUAUCGGUCAAUACUGUACUACAUUAUUGCAGUAUUCGUGAAGACUGUUUUUGUUAAAAUAUUUGUUUUAUUAGUGUAUAAAGUAUAAAUAAAUACGAGAGUAU
This is a messenger RNA of Gryllus bimaculatus (two-spotted cricket), 1104 nucleotides long. Lineage: Eukaryota; Metazoa; Arthropoda; Insecta; Orthoptera; Gryllidae. The record is from the annotation of a GenBank genome assembly.